Molecule: messenger RNA, 2254 nt
Organism: Pseudoliparis swirei
Lineage: Eukaryota; Metazoa; Chordata; Actinopteri; Perciformes; Liparidae
Gene: hyal2a
Product: hyaluronidase 2a
Exons: 4
Coding region: 272-1684 (470 amino acids)
Biological process (GO): hyaluronan catabolic process; carbohydrate metabolic process
Molecular function (GO): hyaluronoglucuronidase activity; hyalurononglucosaminidase activity
Source: RefSeq, a predicted model, not a curated record
AUCGCAGGGGGCAACUUCUCUUCACUUCGCCGACAGACAGCAGACGUUGUGAGACACCGACCUACUGCUGGUUCCGUUGUUCAUUCACCUCGCCGUAGUUUUCUUACUUAAAAGCAAGGUUCAUUUUGAAUUUGUCCAAUUUCUUUUGAGGGGACACACACACACAAAACCGCGACUUGAAGUCGCAGGCUUCUGUUUUUGGGAAUGCUUCCUCAGUUUGCUAGCAAGAGCAGACAGCGACAGUCCUGUUUGUCAAUUGACAUCUGAAGACAUGUUGUCCUGGACUCUGCCUCACUGGAAAGUACUGCUGCUGAUUGUGCUGCUGUGGGACUGCAUAUGUGCCUCAGGACUCAAACCCACGAGAUUGCCACUGUAUUCACAAAAGCCUCUGCUCCUCGCUUGGAAUGCCCCGACUGAGGACUGUGGCCCGCGGCAUGGUAUUCGCUUUCAGCUGGAUCUUUUCCAGAUUGUGGCCUCUCCCAAUGAGGGCUUUGUUAGGCAGAACCUCACCAUCUUCUAUGGGGACCGCUUAGGCUUCUACCCCUACUUUAAAUCGGAUGAAACCGCAAUGAACGGGGGGCUGCCACAGGUGGCCAGUCUAUCCAAGCACCUGGAGAAGAUGCCAGAGGGAGUGCAGAAAUACAUAAGGGAACCAGGGGCCAAGGGUCUGGCCGUUAUUGACUGGGAGGAGUGGCGCCCACUCUGGAUACGUAACUGGGAAACCAAAGACGUGUACCGCAGACAUUCUCGUGAGUUGGUGCGUCAGAAGAACCCCACGUGGUCUCCGGAGCAGGUGGGAAGAGUGGCCCAGCAGGAGUUUGAGAUGUCUGCCAGGAAGUUCAUGCUGGAGACGCUGAGGAACGCCAAGAACCUGAGGCCGAACCAGCUGUGGGGGUUCUACCUGUUCCCCGAUUGCUACAACCACGACUACAGGCGCACUUUGGAGAACUACACGGGCCGCUGUCCGGAUGUGGAGGUGGCCCGCAACGAGCAGCUGAAAUGGUUGUGGACUGAGAGCACGGCCCUCUUCCCCUCCAUCUACAUGGCCACGGUGCUGCGUUCCUCAGACUCCGGACGUCAGUUUGUUCGGAACCGAGUGAAGGAGGGGAUGCGUCUGGCGUCGUCAGGCGACGGGUUGGCACGUCCUGUCUUUGUGUACGCCCGGCCCACCUACACCAACUCCCUGGAACAGCUGACAGAGACCGACCUCGUCUCCACCAUCGGGGAGAGCGUGGCUUUGGGAGCAGCUGGAAUCAUCAUGUGGGGAGAUGCAGCGUAUGCAAGCAGCAGAAACAGCUGCUCUGACCUGGACUCGUAUCUGCGGGGUUCCCUGACUCAAUACCUCCUCAACGUCUCCACGGCAGCAGAGCUCUGCAGCCAGACGUUGUGUGGUUCUCACGGCCGCUGUCUGCGCAAAAAUCCAGACAGCGAUGUUUACCUGCAUCUGAACCCUGCCAGCCACUCCAUCGCCACGCAGCGCGGCAAGCUGGCGGUCUUCGGUAAGCUCGGCGAAGGAGAGAAGAGACGUUUUCAAACCCAGUUUCAGUGCCAGUGCUACAGCGGCUACAGGGGAGAGGGCUGCGAUCAGACGGACCUUCUACACCAAAGGGGGACGGCGUCUCAAAUCACGGCGCCGGCAUUGCAAUGUGUAAUCUUACUGAUCAUCGCUCUGCUCCUCUGUUAACGCACCAUAAAUACUCUCGAUAUGGCUGUGUUUUAUACGUCGAGAGCAUACAGGAUAACGUGAGAACUUCAAGGGUUGAGGACUGUCCUUUUCAACAACAAGAAAAGUUUAAUUCCUGUAAAAUAUAGAAGAUACUAAGUGAAAUUGGAAAAUAAACACUGUUGGAAUUGCAAAGUUAUAUUUGUUUAGAACAUUUAAUCUGUUUUUUAAACAAUGGAGGGCUCGCUGGAAAUGAACUUGUUUACGUUUUGCUCUCAGCUUCCUCUUGGUCUCUGUUUCCCAACGUGUCAAAUUCCAUGUUUCUCAUGGAGAGGACAUUUGAUGCACUUAAGUCUGGUAAUAGCACAAUAGAUUGUAAGUGCAUUAUCUUUUUUCAACAUGACCUCUGACAUCUGAUGUUUUUCUGCAGGCCAUAAUAGUAUUACUAUUUAUUUGAAUGUAUUUUUCUGUGAUUUGUAUGAUAUUUUCUUAUAUUUGUGUCCAAAACAUGACUACUAGUUUUCUCUUAAAACAGUAUUUUCUGUAUUUCAGGAGCUAUUUUACAUGUAUAAAGCAAGUACUGCCACUUUA